Messenger RNA from Rosa chinensis, 2241 nucleotides. Its product is annotated as zinc finger MYM-type protein 1-like. The coding region runs from base 1 to 2241 and encodes 746 amino acids. The transcript is spliced from 2 exons. NCBI's taxonomy places the organism in Eukaryota, Viridiplantae, Streptophyta, Magnoliopsida, Rosales, Rosaceae. Gene Ontology annotation, molecular function: protein dimerization activity. The record is from RefSeq and is a predicted model, not a curated record.
AUGAAGAGAUAUUUUAAAAAAGUAUCGAGACCAAAGGAGACUUCAUCUUCUACGAAGAACAAUGUUGAUAGUGAAAGCUCAAAGAAAGAUGAACUUGAAGCAAUUUUGGAUAAUCUUCCUUCAGACCCUGCACGUCGAAAGCGUAUCUUGGAUUAUGAUCCAAAUAUUCGUGAUGAAGUUCAACGCCAUUAUUUUCUCAAGGGUCCUUGUCAGCCUCGAAACCAUGAGUUUCCCCAAACAUUAAUAAGUGGAACAAAACGACGUUUUGUCCCUUCUUGGUUUGAUGAACAUCCUGAAUGGUUAGAGUAUAGCAUAGAAAAUGAUGCUGUGUUUUGUCUCUGUUGUUAUCUCUUUAAACCACAUCAUGGUGACCAAGGAGGCGGUGAUAAAUUUACCUGCAAAGGCUUCUUUAAUUGGAAGAAUAAAAAAGGACUUCAAGAUCAUGUUGAAGGUUUGGGUAGUGUUCACAACCAAGCUUUACUAAAUUGCCAAGCUCUAAUGAAUCAGAAACAACAUCUUGAGUCAGUUAUUAGUCGUCAAUUGGAAUCCUCUAAGCAUAACUAUUACACUCUCUUGAAUGCUUCAAUUGAUUGUGUUCGUUUCUUGUUGCGGCAAGGUCUUGCUUUUCGUGGUCAUGAUGAAUCUGAAUCCUCUAACAACAGAGGAAACUUUCUUGAACUUCUAGAAUUUCUUACUGAACAUAAUGACAGUGUGAAGGCUGUUGCCUUUGAAAAUGCUCCUAGAAAUCUACAGUUAACAUCACCUGUUAUACAGAAAGAUAUUAUAAAUGCAGGUGCAGUUGAAACUCUUAAUGUAAUCAUGUUUGAUAUGGGUGAUGCACCAUUCUCUAUUUUGGUUGAUGAAGCACGAGAUCAUUCAAUAAAAGAGCAGAUGGCAGUUGUUCUUCGCUAUGUAGACGAUAAAGGCCAGGUAAUUGAAAGGUUUGUUGGCAUCCAACAUGUUAAAAGCACUGAUGCACGGUCCUUAAAACUUGCAAUAGACGAGUUAUUCUCCAGAAAUGGGUUGAGCAUAUCAAAUCUUCGAGGACAGGGCUAUGAUGGGGCUAGUAAUAUGCAAGUGACAAGAGUGGUUAACAUUGUUGGAGCAUCUUGUAAAUGUCGUGAUCUUCUUCGAGAGCAACAACAGAAUGAAGUUAUGGAAGCUCUUCACAAUGAUGAGCUUUUAAGUGGAAAAGGGUUGAAUCAAGAAACUACUCUCAAACGUCCUAGUGAUACACGUUGGGGUUCACAUUACGGCACCUUACUGAGUAUUAUUUCUAUGUUUUCUUCCACAAUUAAGAUGAUUGAAAUGAUUAUUGAAGAUGGAACAUAUCCUGAUCAGAGAGGGGAAGGUAAUCUUUUGUUAGCACAAGUGAAAUCGUUUGACUUCAUAUUUUGUCUAUUUUUAAUGAGACAAGUGUUAGGAGUCACGAAUGAUUUAUCACAAGCAUUACAAAAGAAUGAUCACGAUAUUGUCAAUGCUAUGGAUUUAGUCAAGGCAUGCAAGCAACAACUACAAACAAUGAGGGAAGACGAAUGUGAAUGGGAAACUUUUCUUGACAAGGUUUAUUCUUUUUGUGGCAAGCAUGGUAUCAAGAUUCCCAAUAUGGAUGAUGUCUUUGUUGCUCAAGGGAAAUCCCAACGGAGAGCUGAAAAAAUAACAAACCUUCAUCAUUAUCGAGUGGAGGUCUUUUAUACUGUGAUUGAUAGACAGCUUUCAGACUUGAAUGACCGUUUUAAUGAGGUAAACUCUGAGCUUCUUGUUUGUGUUGCAAGUUUAAGUCCAGAUAAUUUAUUCUCCGCUUUUGAUAAGCAAAAGUUACUCCGUCUUGCCAAAUUCUAUCCAAGAGAUUUUUCUGAAAGAGAUGUCUUAUCACUUGAAGACAAGCUUGAUAUUUAUCUUAAUGAAAUGCGAUCCAACAGUGAAUUUUCUCAAUUGAAAGGAAUUGGUAGUCUUGCUAAAAAAUUGGUGGAGACAGGAAAGCACAAAACACAUGUAUCAGUCUACAAGCUUCUAACUUUGGCUUUAGUUCUACCGGUUGCAACAGCUUCAGUGGAAAGAGUAUUCUCAACUAUGAACAUUGUGAAGAAUCCACUUCGUAAUAGAAUGGGAGAUCAAUGGAUGAAUGAUAGUUUGCUUGUUUACAUUGAGAAAGAUAUAUUCAAUAGCAUUGGUAAUGAUGCUAUAAUGCAGCGUUUUCAAAAUAUGAGAUCGCGCCGUGGACAAUUACCGUCUCGUUGA